GUACUGAAGUCACUAUUCUCUGCCAACAACAAUCAGCUCGGUGAUAUCUUUUCCUACUCUCUACAGUAAUGGGUGGUAUGGAAGAUGAAUUAAAAGAUCUUCAGAAUUUACGAGACACUUUAAAUCUGUCACAACCAGCAAAGGGAUUUAUAGAAUGGAAUGUAGCAUUAAGAGAAGGCAAUUUGGUUGGCAGCCUCAAUCUAACCGAAUGGGGCCGAGUGCACGAACCUAUCUCAGAAAUGCAUGACGUGCCUGGCACCGAAUUAGAAGAAUGUCGAGUCAAAUCAGUAGCAAGACUUGUAAUACGCGGUGUUAUCCAGUAUUACUUCGACAUGUUGGAUCGUGAUAAAGGUCCGAAAGAGGAUAUAAAGUCAGAAGACAUAAACAUCACGGUUGACAUGAAGAUUUGGGUGGCUAAUGUAGUGCUGGUCCCGUUGUCGGACGGUUUGCGGUCUUCAACGUUAUCCAAUCUGGGAAAAAUUGUUGGAGACUUUGUUGGAGAACCUACACCCAAGGAUAUCAAACAUCUAUUAAAGUGUAUCUGCGAAGCUGAAAAAACCAAUUACAUGAAAGAUGUCUUACUUAUACAUCCAAGUCUAUACUCAAGUUGUACAUUGAGUGCAUAUGUAGAGUAUCUUUAUUACUACCAUGAUAUCCUCUUUAAACACAAGAACAAAUUAAAUGAGUUCCUGAGUAUAGUUAAAAAUAUAGAAGAUGGUAAGGAGUGGGAGAAAAAUAUUAGGUCUAAAGCACGGAAUAGUCCAUCCUGGAUCGAUUGCCUCGAUAGGACCAUUGGCAAGGUUAGAAAUUAUUAUGGUAAAGACUAUUUUGGUGGAGAGGUCGGGCUAUUGAUUUUUAUGAGGUCUGUUGUUCGACACUACAACCAAAAAAUGAAUAUGGAAGAUAUGGAGAAUGAGCUCUAUGUUAUGUUUCCAGAAUUCGUGUCAGACUUCGUCAAAAACUUGGUCAAGAGUGGCAAGUUUAAAGACCUUUGGUUAUGGCAAUAGAUACUUGGGAAGGCACUUUACAAUUACAUAUGUGCACUUAACGGUAGAACUUGGAUACUAUGAGAUGAUACUAUUUGUGAUGUUUUUCUCCUAGUAUUUGAUGCACAAUUUAUACAUUGUAAGGUUACUAGUAGACAUGCUGAAGUGGAUUGUAUCAUGAUAGUUGUGUAUGCUUUCAAACUAUGGAGCAGAGGAAGAUCAGUGGCAACAAUUACUGAUAGUAGCACAACAUAGUUCUAAAGCUUAACUACUUUGGGGUAAUUUCAAUGUUGUACUGUAUUUUCAAGAUAGAAUAUAUGGUGCACCUAUUGACCAUAUAUGCUGAAGUGGAUUGUAUCAUGAUAGUUGUGUAUGCUUUCAAUCUACGUGACCUUAAGGAUGAUAAGGAA
Molecule: messenger RNA, 1396 nt
Organism: Lycium barbarum (goji berry)
Lineage: Eukaryota; Viridiplantae; Streptophyta; Magnoliopsida; Solanales; Solanaceae
Exons: 4
Coding region: 69-1007 (312 amino acids)
Source: RefSeq, a predicted model, not a curated record